CUGCUGCCAGCCACCCUUCGCGCUCCGAUCAUCCGAAUUCUUACAACCCGAACAGUUCGGGGGCUUCCGCAAUGGAUCAGCCCAUGGAACUGCUCCGAGCUGCCGCUGACGAGGUCUCCACUUCGUCCACCAAGCAGCGUGUUCAAAUUUUCCGCGAGAAAUUGCCUCCUCUCCUUCAGAUCUCAGGUUUGACAUCUGAUAUUUCACCCAUAUUGGUUGAUAUCGUUUUCCAAACCUUGUUUACAUAUGAUGAUCGAGCAUCGAGAAAAUCCGUUGAUGAUUUCAUUGUUAAAGCGCUCAGUGAAAAUACCUUCAUGAGAGGGUUUGCGACGGCACUUUUGCAGGCCAUGGAAAAACAAUCAAAGAUUCAAUGUCAUGUUGGAUGCUAUAAACUUCUUAAGUGGUCAUGCCUUCUACUAAAAUGGAGUCAGUUCAUAUCUAUUUCAAAGGGUGGUUUUGUAAGGUUUGCAACUUCGCAGGCUGCCCUGUGCAAUAUCCUCAUGCAGGGAUCUUUCCAUAAGCGCAAAUCCUGCAAGGAUCUUUUCUUUAAUCUUUUUUCACAGUCAUCUGAUACAUACAAGGCCUACGUAGAGGAAUUAAAGAAUUCAAGAAUUUCCACAAAGGAUAGUACUCAUCUGAUAAAAUUGUUGCUUGAGCAUGCAAUUCAAAUUCCAUCAUUGUUUGAUGAAUUGAAGCAUGUGUUUCUUGAGAUAUUUAUUAGAUCAGUGUUAAACACAAAGGACAGACCACCUCAAGGGCUUUGUGAAGCUUUUCAACCUCUUUUCAUGCAUAUGGAGCAUGAAGAGUUCAAGACCGUAGUCCUCCCAUCAUCAAUUAAAGCUUUAAAGAGGAAUCCAGAGAUAGUACUGGAGUCUGUUGGAGUUCUAUUAAAAUUGAUCAAUCUUGACUUGAGCAAGUAUUUCAAGGAGCUUCUCUUGGUUGUCCUUCCACAGACCCGUCAUGUAGAUGAGGAAAGGAGAACUGUAGCAUUGUCCGUUGUAGGACUGUUAAGUGAAAAGUCUAGUGAUCCAGAUGCUCUACCUUCAAUGUUUGGUGCUAUAAAAGCAAUUAUAGGAGGUUCCGAGGGAAAACUCACGAAUCCUUAUCAGAGGACUGGAAUGAUAAAUGCUAUUGAAGAAUUAUCAAAAUCUCCUGCAGCAAAAUCACUAAGUAAAUUAGCACCUACAGUAUCAAGCUUUCUUAUGUCUUGUUACAAGGAAGAUGUAAGUGAGGAGGUGAAGCUGGCAGUUUUGUCAGCUCUGGCAUCAUGGGCAUCUAGAACUUCUGAAGCUGUCAAUCAAGAAGUCAUCUCUUUUAUUGCUUCAGGUCUAAAGGAGAAAGACAGUUUAAGAAAAGGCCACCUUAGAUGCUUGCGAGUUAUAUGCAAAAAGUCAGAUACAUUGACAAAAGUAUCAUGUCUACUUGAGCCUCUCACUCACUUAGUAAAAACUGGUUUCUCAAAAGCUACUCAAAGGUUAGAUGGAAUCUAUGCAUUAUUUUCACUAGCAAAAGUUGCCACUGUCGAUGCUAAAAUAGAUGAUUUUCUUCUUAAAGAAAAGCUUUGGGAAUUAAUCGCUCAAAAUGAUUCCUCAAUUAUGCCUACUUCUCUGGUAGCAAAACUGAUAAAUGAAGAUUGCAUUGCUUGUAUAGAUCUACUCGAGGUUCUGCUUGUAGAACAUUUUCAAAGGGGAAUGAUUCAGUGGUUUACUUUUUCUAGGGUCUCAGAGUCCUUGUCUAUUAGGUCCUUGUCACAGCUGCUAGUCUAUCUAAUUUGUCAUCCCAGUUGGGAUGUUCGGAAGGUUGCUUAUGAAGCUACCUGCAAAAUUAGCUCUUCUUCGGCAAUUUUGGUGGAAAAUCUUCUUCUUGAAUAUAGGUCGUGGUUGUCUUUAGUUACUGAGAAAAUUUCACAAUUGAAGCUUACUGACACAGAGAGUUGGCAUGAGGCACAAAUACCAAAUCUACCAUCCGUUGAAUUGUUGGUGAAAUGUUUGCUUCUUAUCGCACCUGCAGCUGUUUCCGGUUUCCGCGGUUCAUAUUCCCAGCUGAUAUUUUGCUCACAUCACCCUUGCAUUGCCAACAAUGGUAUACGUAACCAAGUAUGGAAGAGGCUUCAAAGGAAUUUGCAGAGACAUGGUUAUAACAUAGUGGAUAUUGUGGCUGUGAAUCUUGAGCCAAUAUGCAAGGAUUUGCUUGGGUCUACUGGACUCUUUAGUUCAAGCACACUAGAACAGCUUGCAGCCACACGUUCUCUAUCAACAUUAAUGACUAUAUCCCCAAAUGAUUUGUUCAUUGAAUUUGAAAAUCACUUUAGCAGUCUCCUAGAUCAUUCAUUACAUGAUAUGCUCACAGAAAAUGAUAUUAAGAUAUUUUAUACACCAGAAGGGCAAUUAUCUACUGAACAAGGAGUUUAUGUUGCUGAAACUAUUGCUGCUAAAAAUUCUAGGCAACCAAAAGGCCGUUUUAAGGUUUAUGGCGAACAAGAUGGAUUGGGGAAUGCACCAACUGACCUUUCAGUACAAAGAGAGACAAGUAAAAAGGAAUCCAUAAACACGGUGAAGAGAGACACAGGAAAGGGUAGCAAGAAGAAUGUUCAUGUGGAGAAGGCAAAGACUGCCAAGGAGGAAGCGAGGGAAUUGUUGCUGAAGGAGGAAACAGUUAUUCGUCACAGGGUUAAGCUUAUUCAGAAAAAUCUGUCAGUUAUGCUUAGGACUCUUGGUCAGAUGGCUAUUGCUAAUCCAAUAUUUACUCAUGGCCAGCUACCUACACUAGUGAAAUACGUUGAUCCGUUACUGCACUCAUCAAUUGUUGGAGAUGCAGCAUUUGAGACUAUGCUAAAUCUUGCUCACUGUCUAGCCCCACCUCUUUCUAUCUGGGCACACGAGAUAGCUGCUGCUUUGCGUUUAAUUUCUGCAAAAGAUGUACACGUAGUCUUGGAACUUACCCCAUCCGUUGAAGGUCAAGUUCCCAAACGCCCUUCAUUGGGUAUUUUUGAGCAAAUAGUUAAUGGCCUGUUAGUGUCAUGUAAAGAUGGACCGCUUCCAGCAGACUCCUUUACCUUUAUAUUUCCGGUAAUCGAGCAUAUUCUGCUUUCUCCUAAGAAGACUGCACUUCAUGAUGACUUACUACACAUACUAUCUAUGCAUUUGGAUCCUAUAUUGCCACUCCCUAGGCCACGGAUGCUCUUGGUUCUUUAUCAUGUCCUUGGUGUUAUUCCCGCUUAUCAGCCAUUAAUUGGGCCUAUGUUGAAUGAGUUAUGCCUAGGUAUCCAAGGUGAUGAAUUGGCCAAAGCCCUUUCUGGAGUUUAUGCUAAGGAUCUGCAUGUGCGACUUGCCUGCUUGACUGCUAUAAGAUGCAUUCCUUCUAUCCCCGGCCAUGUGCUUCGGGAUGAUGCUUUGGUCACGACAAGUAUUUGGAUUGCUUUGCAUGAUCCAGAGAAGGCAGUUACAGUACUUGCAGAGGAAGUUUGGGAUAAAUAUGGGUGUGAAUUAGGGAUUGAUUACUCUGGUAUUCUUGAUGGACUAUCACAUGUCAAUUACAAUGUACGGGUUGCUGCAGCAGAGGCAUUAGCUGCAGCUUUGGAUGAAAAUCCAGAUACAAUACAAGAUACACUUUCUACUUUGUUUUCCCUUUAUAUUCGAAAUUUUGGUAUCGGAAUCAAUAUGUCAGAUGCUUGCUGGAUAGGGAGACAGGGCAUUGCAUUGGCUCUUCACUCAGCCGCGGAUAUAUUUGGCACAAAAGAUCUUCCGGUUGUUAUGUCAUUUCUGAUAUCACGUGCUUUGGCAGAUCCUAAUAUGGAUGUCCGUGCAAGAAUGAUAAAUGCAGGCAUUAGGAUCAUUGACAAACAUGGAAAAGAGAAUGUUCCUUUACUUUUUCCUAUUUUUGAGAGUUAUUUGAAUAAGAAGGUAUCUGAUGAAGAAAAAUAUGAUCUUGUGAGGGAAGGUGUUGUGAUCUUCACUGGAGCUCUUGCGAAACAUUUAGCAAAGGAUGAUCCAAAAGUCCACAUUGUUGUAGAGAAAUUAUUGGACGUUCUAAACACUCCCUCAGAGGCCGUGCAACGAGCAGUCUCUGAUUGUUUAUCUCCAUUAAUGGCAUCUAAACAGGAGGACGGCCAGACACUUGCGUCUAAACUCAUAGAUCGAAUGAUGAAAAGUGAUAGAUAUGGAGAGCGUCGUGGUGCAGCCUUUGGUCUUGCUGGUGUAGCGAAAGGUUUUGGAAUAUCUUGCUUGAAAAAUUAUAGCAUUAUCACAGCCCUCCAUGAAGGCUUACAGGAUAGAAAUUCAGCUAAGUCUCGUGAAGGAGCUUUACUUGGAUUUGAGUGCCUUUGUGAAAAGCUUGGUAGAUUGUUUGAACCGUAUGUCAUUCAAAUGCUGCCAUUGCUUUUGGUUUCUUUUUCUGAUCAAGUAGCAGCAGUACGUGAAGCUGCUGAAUGUGCUGCUCGAGCAAUGAUGUCACGUCUUACUGGUUACGGAGUGAAGCUUAUUCUCCCUUCACUUCUUAAGGGGCUAGAAGAUAAAGCUUGGCGAACCAAGCAAAGUAGUGUGCAGCUUCUGGGUGCUAUGGCAUACUGUGCACCUGAGCAACUUUCUCAGUGUCUCCCGAAGAUUGUUCCCAAACUAACGGAGAUACUGACUGAUACACACCCCAAAGUACAGGAUGCUGGCCAAACUGCUCUACAGCAGGUUGGCAGCGUCAUUAAAAAUCCGGAAAUAUCUGCUCUUGUUCCCACCCUGUUGAUGGGUCUAACUGAUCCUAAUGAGCACACAAAGCAUUCCCUAGACAUUCUUCUUCAAACCACUUUCAUCAACUCAGUUGAUGCUGCAUCCUUGGCAUUAUUGGUACCUAUUGUUCAUAGAGGCUUAAGGGAGAGAAGUGCUGAGACAAAGAAAAAAGCUGCUCAGAUUGCUGGAAACAUGUGCUCCUUAGUGACUGAACCUAAGGAUAUGAUACCUUAUAUAGGAUUACUUCUUCCUGAAAUUAAAAAGGUGUUGGUUGAUCCUAUUCCAGAAGUUCGGUCAGUGGCAGCUAGGGCUCUUGGAUCUCUCAUCAAAGGAAUGGGCGAAGAGAAUUUUCCAAAUCUUGUUUCAUGGUUAUUGGAUACAUUGAAGUCUGAUAGCAGCAAUGUUGAGCGUUCUGGAGCAGCACAGGGUCUUAGUGAGGUUUUGGCUGCUCUUGGGAAGGAUUACUUUGAGCGCAUUCUUCCUGAUAUCAUCAGAAAUUGUUCUCACCAAAAGUCUUCUGUUCGUGAUGGGCAUUUGACACUUUUUAAGUAUUUGCCAAGAUCCCUGGGUGUCAUCUUUCAGAAUUAUUUACACGUGGUUCUACCUGCAAUUUUGGAUGGGCUUGCUGAUGAAAAUGAAUCUGUUCGUGAUGCUGCGCUGAGUGCUGGCCAUGUCUUUGUUGAGCAUUAUGCGACAACAUCUUUACCUUUGUUGCUGCCUGCUGUGGAGGAUGGCAUUUUUAGUGAUAAUUGGCGUUUACGACAAAGCUCUAUUGAACUCCUUGGCGAUCUUCUUUUCAAGGUUGCCGGAACCUCUGGAAAAGCAAUUCUUGAAGGUGGGAGUGAUGACGAAGGUGCAAGUACAGAGGCACAUGGUCGUGCAAUUAUUGAGGUACUUGGGCAUAAGAAGCGCAAUGAAGUUCUUGCUGCAAUUUAUAUGGUUCGUAGUGAUAUUAGCUUGACUGUACGUCAGGCUGCACUGCAUGUAUGGAAGACUAUCGUGGCAAAUACUCCCAAGACUCUCAAAGAAAUAAUGCCGGUCUUAAUGGAUACUCUGAUUUCUUCUCUCGCUUCAUCUUCAUUAGAAAGACGACAGGUUGCUGGAAGAGCACUUGGUGAACUUGUCCGGAAGCUUGGGGAGAGGGUUUUGCCUUCAAUUAUUCCAAUUUUAGCUCAAGGGCUUAAACACCCUGACAGUAGUAAAAGACAAGGUGUAUGCAUUGGUCUGAGUGAAGUUAUGGCGAAUGCUGGUAAACACCAAUUGCUGAACUUUAUGGAUGAACUUAUCCCUACAAUACGUACAGCUCUAUGCGAUAGCAUGCAAGAGGUUCGUGAAUCAGCUGGCUUGGCAUUUAGCACUCUUUACAAGAGUGCUGGAAUGCAAGCAAUUGAUGAAAUUGUUCCCACACUCCUUCGUGCAUUAGAGGGUGAUGAAACUUCUGAUACAGCACUUGAUGGACUCAAACAAAUAUUGAGUGUCAGGACUGCAGCUGUUUUGCCUCACAUCUUGCCUAAAUUAGUCCAGCUUCCCCUUUCUGCCUUCAAUGCUCAUGCUUUGGGAGCUUUGGCUGAAGUUGCUGGCUCUGGUCUUAAUUCACAUAUUGGAAUGAUCCUCCCACCAUUAAUUAUGGCAAUGGGUGAUGAUAAUGUGGAAGUUCAAACUUCUGCAAAGAAGGCUGCAGAAACAGUGGUUCUUGUCAUUGAUGAGGAAGGCAUUGACUCCUUGAUAUCAGAGCUUCUUAAAGGAGUAGCUGAUAACCAGGCUUUGAUGAGAAGAGGUUCUUCAUACUUGAUAGGCUAUUUUUACAAAAAUAGCAAGUUAUAUUUGGAGGAUGAAGCAUCCAAUAUUAUAUACACACUUGUUACUUUGCUAAGUGAUUUUGAUUCAGCUACUGUCAUGGCUGCUUGGGAAGCUUUAGGAAGGGUUGUCGGAUCACUCCAAAAGGAUGUCCUUUCUUCGUUCAUUAAAGUUGUCCGAGAUGCUCUCUCUACUGCUCGAGAUAAAGAGCGAAGAAAAAGAAAGGGAGGACCAGUUCUUAUUCCUGGACUUUGCAUUCCUAAAGCACUUCAGCCUCUGUUGCCUAUAUUCCUUCAGGGGCUAAUUAAUGGAUCAGUUGAAAUGCGAGAACAAGCUGCUUUGGGGUUAGGCGAGUUGAUUGCUCUCACAAGUGAGCAGACACUGAAGGAGUUUGUUGUUCCUGUAACUGGGCCACUUAUACGAAUUGUUGGAGAUCGAUUUACUUGGCAAGUCAAAGCUGCUAUAUUGUCAACUCUGUCUAUCAUUAUUAGUAAAGGGGGGAUUGCUCUUAAACCUUUUCUUCCACAACUUCAAACUACAUUCAUAAAAUGCUUGCAAGACAAUGCAAGGACCGUACGUUCAAGUUCUGCACUUGCCUUAGGAAAACUUAGUGCCCUGAGCACACGAGUAGAUCCUCUAGUUAAUGACCUUCUAUCCACUCUCCAGUCAUCGGAUGGUGGCAUCAAGGAAGCUGUUCUCACUGCACUUAAAGGUGUUAUUAAGCAUGCUGGAAAAAGUGUGAGUGGUGCAAUCAGGCUUCGAGCUUCCUCUUUAUUGAGAGCCAUGUUGCAACUUGACGAUGAUGAGGUGCGAAGUUCUGCAGCAAAAGUCAUGGGAAUUAUGUCUCAGUACAUGGAAGAUAAUGAGUUCCAGGGUCUGCUACAAGUACUUAUGGAUUUGACUGAAUCUGCAACCUGGUUUGUUAGACAUGGAUCUUUUCUCACAUUAUCUUCCAUCUCUUUGCACAAUCCAUCCACACUGCACCGAAGUCUGCUCUUUCCAUCUUUUAUAGAUACUCUCAAAGAUGCCUUGAAAGAUGAUAAGUUCCCAAUUCGUGAAACUGCAACCAAGACAAUUGGAAGAUUACUCUGUUUUCAAGUUGGAAAGGAAGGAAACGUAUGUUCACAGCUCAUGCAGUCACUUAUCUUAGCUUCUCGAGAUGACUCGAGUGAGGUCAGAAGAAGAGCACUCUCUGGUAUAAAGGCCUAUGCAAAGGUAAAUCCUACGGCGGUUACCGCAAGUCUUUCGAUUUUAGGCCCAGCUAUUGCAGACAGUUUAAAGGAUGGGAGUGGCCCAGUGAGACUUGCUGCUGAGCGUUGUGCUCUGCAUGUUUUUCAGUUAACAAAAGGUGGAGACCUCCAAUCUACACAGGGAUACAUGACCGGAUUAGAUGCUAGGAGAAUUUCAAAGCUUUCUGAAAACAGUGACGAUAGUGAGAACAGUGAAGAUGAGUCUGCGAAGACUUGAGAUGGCUUCAAUUUUUUGGCAUUCAUUAGAAGAGUUGUGCAGUCUUUCGAGGUCAACGUAUUCUGCAGACUCUUUGCAUCUAAAACACAGAAGUUAUUGAAAUGCCAUGUCACAUUUUCUUUGUGAUAUGUUGUCUAGUUCUACAUUUUUGCAGCCAUAGAAAUAUUUUACAAAUGUAGGCAGGCAUGUGGCAAUUUUGUUUGUUCUGAGAUACCGGCAUCCUCUACCAUGUGCAUUGCUAUUUAAUAGUUGUAUAUAUUUUAGCUACCUGUUAUACUUGUUAACAUAAAUCUUGUUAAUUAUUUUUUUUUAAAAAAAAAAUUGUUUAAUGAAA
This is a messenger RNA of Zingiber officinale, 8316 nucleotides long. RefSeq names its product protein ILITYHIA-like. Lineage: Eukaryota; Viridiplantae; Streptophyta; Magnoliopsida; Zingiberales; Zingiberaceae. The transcript is spliced from 60 exons. Gene Ontology annotation, molecular function: protein kinase regulator activity. Gene Ontology annotation, cellular component: cytosol. The coding region runs from base 72 to 7982 and encodes 2636 amino acids. Gene Ontology annotation, biological process: cellular response to amino acid starvation; regulation of translation. The record is from RefSeq and is a predicted model, not a curated record.